This is a messenger RNA of Aphidius gifuensis, 1991 nucleotides long. RefSeq names its product beta-galactosidase-1-like protein. Gene Ontology annotation, biological process: carbohydrate metabolic process. Lineage: Eukaryota; Metazoa; Arthropoda; Insecta; Hymenoptera; Braconidae. Gene Ontology annotation, molecular function: beta-galactosidase activity. The transcript is spliced from 7 exons. The record is from RefSeq and is a predicted model, not a curated record. The coding region runs from base 117 to 1991 and encodes 624 amino acids. Gene Ontology annotation, cellular component: vacuole.
UCGUAUGAUUUUGAUUAGUGUUAAAUUAAUCUUCGUCAGUAAGAGACAAGUACAGACGUUGAUGGCUAAAAGCCAACUAAUAUAAUUUAUCAAUUUAAUAAAUUUAUUCAAUUAACAUGUGGAUAUUAUUUAUUUUUGCAUUAAUUGGCAUAACUUCGUGUAUAAAUGUCGUUGAUCCAUCGAUAAAUAGUACGAGUUAUGGAUUUGAAGUUGAUUAUGAAAACAAUCAAUUUUUACUUGAUGGUAAACCAUUUCAAUAUGUAUCUGGAAGUUUUCACUAUUUUCGUACACCAAGAGCUUAUUGGCGUGAUAGAUUAAGAAAAAUGAGAGCUGGUGGUCUCAAUGCAGUGUCAACUUAUGUUGAAUGGAAUCUUCAUCAACCUCAACCAAACAUUUGGAAAUGGACAGAUGAAGAAGAUGUUGUUGCAUUUUUAAAAAUAGCUCAAGAAGAAGAUCUUUAUGUUUUACUAAGACCCGGUCCAUACAUUUGUGCUGAGAGAGAUGCAGGUGGUUUACCACCCUGGCUAUUGACGCUUGUACCAGACAUUAAAUUACGAACAAAUGACACAAGAUAUUUGAGUUAUGUAGAAACAUAUUUAAAUACCUUAUUGGAACAAGUGGAACCCAUGCUUCGUGGUAAUGGUGGUCCAGUAAUAAUGGUACAAGUUGAAAAUGAAUAUGGAAGUUUUCAUGCAUGUGAUACAGCAUACAAAGAACGUCUUCGUGAUAUAAUAUCAGCUCAUGUUGGAACAAAAGCACUAUUAUAUACAACUGAUGGUUCAACUGAAAGUGCAUUGAAGUGUGGUAAAAUACCUGGUGUCUAUGCAACAAUUGAUUUUGGUGCAUCAAGUGAUCCUGUUGCUACAUUUCCUGUAAUGCGAAAAUUUGAACCAAGUGGUCCAUUAGUCAAUUCAGAAUAUUAUUCUGGUUGGUUAACUCACUGGGGUGAAGUUUUUCAACGUGUACCAAUUUAUCGUGUUACCAAAAAUUUAAAAACUAUGCUUGCCAUGAAUGCAUCAGUUAAUAUUUACAUGUUUUAUGGUGGAACAAAUUUUGGUUUUACAGCUGGUGCAAAUGGUGGUGAAAAUGAAUUUUCACCUGAUAUAACAUCUUAUGAUUAUGAUGCACCUUUAACUGAGGCUGGUGAUCCAACUGAUAAAUAUUUUGCCAUACGUGAUAUAAUUGCUCAAUUUUUACCAAUGCCUAAUAUUCCAUUACCAACUGUUAAGCCAAAAGGUGAUUAUGGAUCUGUUUUUUUAGCACCAAUUGCUAAAUUUUUGGAUAAAGAUAUAUUAAAAGAAAUGUCAGUAACAGCUGGAACAUAUGAUGAGCCACCAACUUUUGAAUUAUUAUCACUUGGUCAUGGUUAUGUUUUAUAUGAGACUGAUUUUCCAACUGGUGUUAAUGAUCCAGCUGUUUUUAAAGCUACAGUUAAUGAUAGAGCUUUAGUAUAUGUUGAUGAUUAUCUUGUUGGAACAUUAAGUCGUACAUUAAAAAUUAAAACUUUAAUUAUUCAAAAUCCUUAUGCAAAACGUAUAAGUGUACUUGUUGAAAAUCAAGGACAUUUAAAUUUUGGAAAUCUUGCAGAAGAUUGGAAGGGAAUGUGGAAAGCAACAAUUGAUGGAAAAAAAAUUAAUAAUUGGAAUGUUACGUCAUUUAGUUUGGAUAAUAUACAACCACUUGAUAAAUAUACAACAAUUAAUUAUGCAAAUGAAAAUUUAAUAAAUGGUCCAGUUUUUCUUCGUGCUUUUGUUAAUAUUGAAGGUGAACCAUUGGAUACAUAUAUUGAUCCAACUGGUUGGGGUAAAGGAAUUAUUUAUAUUAAUGGAAAUAAUAUAGGACGUUAUUGGCCAACUGUUGGACCUCAAGUUACACUUUAUGUUCCAUCUGUAUGGCUUAAAACUGGAGAAAAUGAAAUAAUUAUAUUUGAAACAGAAUAUAUACCGGCAAAUAGAAAAAUGAAAUUUGUAACUACUCCAAAAUUGGGAUAA